ACUGUCAGUAUAUUUUCCCAAAUGUCAAUCAUUGACAUAUUUUCGCCUACUUUGUGUCUUUGUCAUUGUGUUUUCACUGUGCAUUUCAAUAUUUUCUUGUUGAAUCAAGUAAUUUUUAUCCAUAUAAAGAAAGUAUAGAAAGAUUUUUUACUAAUAUGACUUCAACAAUGCCUAACGACAGGAAUGAAGAGCGCCGUCGCCGUGUAUUGUUGGGACCUCUGCCAGCUGGUUUUCUCCGUGCAGAUGGCACAACAGACAAUGUGGACGCUGACUAUCAGGCAGCGUUGGCCCUACAACAGCAAUUGUGUGGAGGUUCGGUGCCUGCAGCAGGACCCCCGCUUACAGCCAGGCUUAGCAUCACCAUAGCACAAGCGAAACUUGUCAAGAACUAUGGUCUCACUCGGAUGGACCCGUAUGUCCGCCUUCGCGUGGGCCACUGUAUAUACGAGACGCACACCGAUCCCAGCGGUGGGAAGACGCCGCGUUGGAACAAAGUUAUCCAUUGCCUGCUGCCGCCCGGUGUGAACUCCAUAUACCUGGAGAUCUUCGACGAGUGCUCCUUCACCAUGGACGAGCUGAUCGCGUGGGCGCACAUUAACAUCCCGCAAGCCGUGCUGAAUGGCGAAACACACGAAGAUUGGUAUCCAUUGAAUGGUAAACAAGGUGACGGCCUCGAGGGCAUGAUCAACUUGGUUCUGAGCUAUUCGGUGGGUCCAGCGGCGGUGGCGACGUUCCCACCGGUGCUGGUGGUGCCGAGCACGGGCAUGGGGUACGCCGCCAUGCCGAUGUACGCGGCGCCGCACAUGCCACCGCAACAACCGCAAAUGCAGCAACCGCCGCAGCCACAGCAACCGCCAAUCACCGCCGAGCAGUUGCAACAGAUCGAAGAAAUGUUUCCGAGCAUCGAUAAAGAAGUAAUCAAGUCGGUAUUAGAAGCGAACCGCGGCAACAAGGACGCCACGAUCAACUCACUGCUGCAGAUGUCUGAAUAACUGUAGUAAUUGAACCAUGGGUCUAUUCGAACGAUCUCGAACAGUAUAAUAAGGUAAACUCACCCGAAGCUGACACUACACCGAUUGGCAUUUGAGACUUUUUAACUUUAAUAAAAUCUGUUCCAUAUUUUCGAGUAUUUUUUUUAGGCAAUUAAAUUCUACUAAAAAUAUGAUAUUGAUAAUUAUUAAUGUUAAAAAGUACAAGGGGCUAAUACUUGGUGUAGUGUCAAUGUUUACUUUACCCUAAUAUGAAAUGAUGUAACGCGACCAAAUAUAAAAUCUUGCAGCAAAGGAAUUAAGUUAACUCAGCUGUCUUAUACCUUAUUUGGUUAUCUCGAAUAAGUUCAAUACCCAUAGAACAGGUAAUUGUAGGUAGGUCACAGAAUAGACCCUUUAAAAUCUCAUGACAAGAACUAAUUCUGAAGUGUCCAUAAAAAUAAAGAUCGACACCUCCCACGUAAGUUGUACCCCCAAAAUCCCAAUUUUACGGUAGAACAUUUUAAAGAUUGAAAUUGGACGAACUACUUUACAAUUAGUACUAAAAUUACAACAACAUACGUCUGACAAAUCCUUAAAAAAAUCGUGUUUUCGUUAUUUUUUCACUUUGUAUGCAAAAUUAAUGCAAUUUAGGAUAGUUUUCAAUAAAAACGUUAACAUCUUUGUGGCAUAUAACUCACGUGGGAAGUAUCGAGAUCCUCAUAACAGUAUAUUUAUUGUUUAUUUGUACAAUAUCUCUCAGUAAGAUGUCUUGAUCCUUUCAUCAGCCUGGUUCUACAAUCUUGUCGUUACUGGUAGUAUUUUUGUAGAUGAUUAAUGGUUAUUUACACAUUUAUUAAAUUCUAUGAUAUUGACACAACCAUUGUAGUGCCUUCAGAAUUAGUUCCAAAAUUUUUAUUCUACAUAGCUUACUGAGCUUCACAUAAUGGCAUUCCCUAAAUAAUUGUAUAUAAGUCUAUGAAAUCGCAGGAGCACGGUCAAAACUUAUGAUUGUUUAAAUUUUCAAAUAUUGGAUUAAAAUUAAUGAACUUGCACGCUUGUGUAUAUUACUAGAUCUUAUUAUAUGCGGAAAAUAAUCUUUUGAUGUGCGAUUCAAUUUAUUAAAAUUAUACAUUUUUGACAAUAUGACACCGCAAAAAGCGAUUUUUGUCGAUAUCCUUACAACGAUUUGACGCAAUUAUUCGUCAAAAGUAAAAGUAUGCUAGUGAUAGCUUCUCGAUGCCCGAAUACUUUUUAUUUCUUAUAAAAAAGAAUAUUGAAAAUAUAUAGUCUAUGAGAUUAGGUUUUUUCUUUAAAAGGUUAUAUCCACAAUGUAAAAAAAUAGGUGCCUAACAUAUUUUGUUGUUUUUUUUUUUCAUAUAAUUCAGUAUUUUACAUGUGUUUUAGACAGUCGUAGAUUCUAUGAUAAUGUACUAUCUAUAGGAAACAUAAGUCACGAAAACAAAAUAUAGUCAACUAUUUUCCUUUGUUUUGCUCAAUUUUGUUAUGUUUAUUUGUUUACAAUUAUUGGCAACCCCAUCUUUAUUCAGUGGCAACAUUGUUAUUCCAAUGUAUUGAGGUGCGCAAUCAUUAUAGAUUAGUAUUAUGAUGUAUUCAUAGUUUUUUUUAUCGACUUUAUUAUAAUAUAAGGAAGGACACGGCACAGUAGAUUUAUCAAAUCGUAUUCACAUGUAGACAAACUGCAAAUUUAAUUUUUUGGGUCAUGUAGAACUGGUAUUAUAAUAUAUCCAAUAAAUAAUAUUCAAAAUAAAAAAAAAACGAAAAUACAAUAUAUUCGUUGUAAAAUAAGAAAUAUCACGGUACGUAUAUAACAUAUACAUGCAAUCUAGAAUAUCAGUUUUAUAUGACGCCUAAGCUUUGUUACAACUUACUGUAGAUUAUGAAUUAAAAUUCUGCCUUACAGUUAUUAUAAAUUUUAACAGAACAGAAUUACGUUCGUUAUCUCUUUAGAUGUAUACACAAUGUUUUAAAACAAUAGCGUAUGUCCAAAUCGAUCGCCCGACAGCUUACCAGCUAAAUUUUGUGCCAAAUAAUUUGCCAUCUACGCGACGUUUUGCUUACAAAAAUAUUGUAUUAUUGUUAUAUUUAUUUGUAAUUUUACAUUGUAUAAAUAUAAUAAAUUAUUAACUAUAGUA
This is a messenger RNA of Manduca sexta (tobacco hornworm), 3124 nucleotides long. RefSeq names its product toll-interacting protein. The record is from RefSeq and is a predicted model, not a curated record. Bases 156 to 992 code for a protein of 278 amino acids. Lineage: Eukaryota; Metazoa; Arthropoda; Insecta; Lepidoptera; Sphingidae. Gene Ontology annotation, cellular component: cytoplasm. Gene Ontology annotation, molecular function: ubiquitin binding; ubiquitin conjugating enzyme binding. The transcript has 8 exons. Gene Ontology annotation, biological process: ubiquitin-dependent protein catabolic process.